AUGAUAAAGCAAAAGGUGAAGGCUGUGUAGUUUGUAGUGUGUGAUGUUCCGCACCAAAUCAAGGCUUCAAGCCGUUCACGUAACUCCAAACGAAAAGAGCUGCCCUCGUGAGUUGCGAAACCUUAUCCAGAUAAAACCUCCAAAUCAGUCAUUUUGUAACCAACCAAAAAGGGCAAAAUUCAGACCGGACAGACACAGAGAAAAGAUCACUUGUCUUUUGGUAAAAGUAGUCGGGACAUUGCUGUCAUUUCAACACACUUUUUCACUGAUUCAUGGACCAAUCGUUGUGCACCUCUCAUCCUCUGGGCUCUGAGAAUUUCCGAAACUCAAAAAAAAAAAAAAAAAACCUCUUAUUCUUCCCUCUUUCUUCCUCUGCUGAAUAAAACAGAAACAGAGAAAGAACAUAAAAUGAUAAAAAAAAAAAAAAAAGGAACCCAAAGUUAUCAAAAGUUAGUAAAAACUUUUUAUUUUGUAUUUCUAUAAAGAAAAAUAGAUUGAAAUUGUAGCUUUUUUAAACAGAGGAAAGGAAAGUAAAAUUUGCGAUAAGAAAGACAAAGAAAAAAAAGGCCAUAAAUUUCACGAGCUCUCCUCUGUGUAUCUUUCUAAAAUCUGUCCCGAUAAAAUCUUCAAAAAAGAAAAUAAAGGAAAGAAUAAGUUCAAGUGGGUAAAGAUUUCACGAGCAAAAACCCAUUUCUUCACCAACCAAAACAGAAUAAAAAAAGGAAAAAACCCGUCAAACGGUUAUUUUAUUGCCACGUCAUUCCACGACCAUCACCGCCUAACUCGAUCUCAAACUGGGUUGUCUCUGAAACUACGGUUUGAGCUUUGUUCGAAUAGAGAAAAGAGAGAAAUGGAUCGAUCAGCAAUAACAGUGGGACCAGGGAUGGACAUGCCAAUCAUGCAUGACAACGAACGUUAUGAACUGGUUAGAGAUAUCGGUUCAGGGAACUUCGGGGUGGCUAGGUUGAUGAGAGAUAAGCAGACUGAAGAGCUUGUUGCUGUUAAGUAUAUCGAGAGAGGUGAGAAGAUAGACGAAAAUGUUCAAAGGGAAAUUAUCAACCACAGGUUACUAAGGCAUCCGAAUAUUGUCAGAUUCAAAGAGGUCACAUUGACACCAACCCAUCUGGCUAUUGUGAUGGAAUAUGCAUCCGGAGGAGAGCUAUUUGAACGUAUAUGUAAUGCAGGCCGGUUCAGUGAGGAUGAGGCACGCUUUUUCUUUCAACAGCUUAUAUCAGGAGUCAGUUACUGUCACGCAAUGCAAGUGUGCCAUCGUGACCUGAAGUUGGAGAACACAUUACUGGAUGGGAGUCCGGCUCCUCGUUUGAAGAUUUGUGACUUUGGGUAUUCCAAGUCCUCAGUAUUGCAUUCACAACCCAAAUCAACAGUAGGAACUCCAGCUUAUAUAGCUCCUGAAGUUUUACUGAAGAAAGAAUAUGAUGGAAAGGUUGCGGAUGUCUGGUCUUGUGGAGUAACCUUAUACGUUAUGUUGGUUGGAGCGUAUCCUUUUGAAGACCCUGAGGAUCCUAAGAACUUCCACAAAACAAUACAUCGAAUUUUAAAUGUCCAGUACUCGAUACCUGACUAUGUCUAUAUAUCUCCUGAGUGUCGUCAUCUGAUCUCAAGGAUUUUUGUGGCUGACCCAGCAAAGAGGAUAUCCAUUCCUGAAAUUAGGAAUCAUGAGUGGUUUUUAAAGAACCUACCAACAGAUCUCAUGGAUGAGAACACAAUGAACAACCAGUUUGAAGAACCUGAUCAACCUAUGCAAAGUGAAGAUGAAAUCAUGCAGAUCAUCACCGAAGCCACUAUUCCUGCAGCUAAUACCAAUAGUCUGAAUCAUUAUUUGACUGGUAGCCUGGAUAUUGAUGAUGAUAUGGAAGAGGACCUGGACAGUGAUCCUGAACUUGACAUCGAUAGUAGUGGUGAGGUAAUAUAUGCAAUGUGAUUGUAACAUCACCAGUGUGCUGAGAAGGCAGGUCAUCCAAUUUUCUUCCAAGCUUGUCUUUGGAAUUUGGGUGACAGCGAGGAGGCUAUGAUAUUUUGUUGGAAGUGGGAGAAGGUAUAGGUGGGGAUUUCUCUGUCAGUGAGAAUCCAACAUUUUAUUGCUAUUGCCUUCCAAAGUGAAGUGUUUCUGUUCUCUGUAUCACUUAAAUGUCCUGCCACUUUGAAGUGGCAUUAUGUACCGUUCUGUAGUCUUGUAACGCAUGUAAUUAAGUGUUGACUUUGUCUUUUACUGUACUGUCGUCUUCUUUGUUUACAUUUGUAGAAAGUUUCUUAUCGACUUACAGUUCAUGAAAUGAAUCUUUAAAUGCUAACAUAAAUGACUUCUGCUAACAAAUGCCUUCAGGCAUCGUUUACGGUGCAAUUUAGGAUGAAGAUAAGUGCUUCUUAGGCACUCAUUAGCCAAACAAAAACUAGUUAUAACUUACCCUGAUCUGGUGCGUUUUGUGCACGAGU
Durio zibethinus is the source of this 2454-nucleotide messenger RNA. RefSeq names its product serine/threonine-protein kinase SRK2E. Gene Ontology annotation, cellular component: nucleus. The record is from RefSeq and is a predicted model, not a curated record. NCBI's taxonomy places the organism in Eukaryota, Viridiplantae, Streptophyta, Magnoliopsida, Malvales, Malvaceae. Gene Ontology annotation, molecular function: ATP binding; protein serine/threonine kinase activity. Gene Ontology annotation, biological process: protein phosphorylation.